Arabis nemorensis is the source of this 180-nucleotide messenger RNA. NCBI's taxonomy places the organism in Eukaryota, Viridiplantae, Streptophyta, Magnoliopsida, Brassicales, Brassicaceae. The record is from the annotation of a GenBank genome assembly.
AUGGGGAUUAUGAACAGUUUCAUCAACGAUAUCUUCGAGAAACUUGCUCAGGAAUCUUCAAAACUCGCUAGGUACAAUAAGAAACCGACGAUUACUUCAGGGGAGAUUCAGACAGCGGUUAGACUCGUUUACCUGGUGAACUCGCUAAACACGCCGUGUCUGAAGGCACUAAGGCCGUGA